GCAUUUCUAGGCAUACAUAUACAUAUAUAUAUAUACACACACUCUCUCUUUCUCCCAACCAUUCUACAAUUCACUCAACCUUCCGCCAUACCCACACCUUUAAAAACCUCAAACUUCUCCCAUGGAGUGGAUUAGAGGUCCCACCAUAGGCCGGGGCUCCUCCGCCACAGUUUCCCUCGCCACCGCCGCCGGGGCCUCCGGCCACCACUUCGCCGUUAAGUCCGCCCACUUAUCUUCUUCCGGUAUGUUGCAGAGGGAGAAGGAUAUACUUUCCCAGUUCGAUUCUCCCUACGUUGUCAAGUGCUUAGGCUGUGACAUUUCCUGUGAGCACAACAAUGCUUUGUACAAUCUUUUCUUGGAGUAUGUUCCCGGCGGCACUCUCUCCGAUCUGGCGAAACGCGGUCGUUUCAGCGAGCCCAUGAUCCAAUUCUACGCCCACCAAAUCUUGAUGGGGAUUGGUUUUCUUCAUUCAAUGGGUUUUGUGCACUGUGAUAUAAAGGGUCAGAAUAUCUUGGUGAGCGAGGAUUGUAGCGCCGUUAAAAUUGCGGAUUUGGGGUGCGGAAAGUUCUUGGAAAACGGGGAAGCUUCUUCGAGUUCUGCAUUUUCCGGUACACCGGCGUUCAUGGCGCCGGAGGUGGCUAAAGGGGAGGAGCAGGGGUUUCCGGCGGACAUUUGGGCUUUUGGGUGCACGGUGAUUGAAAUGGCCACCGGCUCUGCUCCUUGGCAGGACAUGAACGACCCUGUUUCUGCCCUGUACAGAAUCGCCAAUUCCGGCGACGUCCCGGAGUUCCCGAGGUGGUUUUCCGACGACGCUAAGGAAUUCCUCGGAAAGUGCUUGGACAGAGACGCUAAACGCCGCUGGACGGCGGCGGAGCUUCUUCAACAUCCGUUUUUGCAGAGUAUAAGCUCAAACUCCGUCACAUUUAAAGAAUUCGUCAGAAAUUCUCCGACGAGUGUGAUGGACCAAGCGGUUUGGAAUUCCAUCGAGAUGUCACAACCUUCGUGUAAUUCAACGGCCACGGCCGGUUUUCCGGCGAACCGGAUCGGACGCCUGAUUAUUCAGGCCGGCGAAAGACUACCGGACUGGGAAGAGGACGGCGGUUGGGUGACAGUUAGAGGCAACGAAGAAGAUGAAUCAACCGAUUCGGAACCAAUUUUGAUUUCAAUUCUUUGUCCAGAAGAUCUCGAGAGCUCAAUUGUUAAUGAAGCUCCGUCAUUUGAUUCUUCUGAUGAUGAGAUUAGCGUUAAUGAUAGGGUUAAUCCUAGGACAAACCUUGAUUUGUCCUGUCACAAUUUUACAGAUGCUUUUGUAUCAUGGAUCCAAGAUUUUGAUGACAACAUAUUAAAAACUUCAUUUUCUUCUAAAGCUCUGAUUCUUUUCACACCCAUCCGCCCCAAAUACCAGGCUUUGGCUUUUGGAGUUGUUGCAAAACCAGGCUGCAGUCCCACUUGCCAAUCCAUUUCUAGAAGAGCCAAGUGGUUGGGUCAAUCAGUUGCCAGAAAAGUUUAG
This is a messenger RNA of Ipomoea nil (Japanese morning glory), 1510 nucleotides long. RefSeq names its product mitogen-activated protein kinase kinase kinase A-like. Bases 122 to 1510 code for a protein of 462 amino acids. Gene Ontology annotation, biological process: protein phosphorylation. Gene Ontology annotation, molecular function: ATP binding; protein kinase activity. NCBI's taxonomy places the organism in Eukaryota, Viridiplantae, Streptophyta, Magnoliopsida, Solanales, Convolvulaceae. The record is from RefSeq and is a predicted model, not a curated record. The transcript is spliced from 2 exons.